Messenger RNA from Acanthamoeba castellanii str. Neff, 747 nucleotides. RefSeq lists its product as uncharacterized. The coding region runs from base 1 to 747 and encodes 248 amino acids. Lineage: Eukaryota; Discosea; Longamoebia; Acanthamoebidae. The record is from RefSeq and is a predicted model, not a curated record. The transcript is spliced from 3 exons.
AUGUCUGACACUGAAAUUGAGCAUGCGACAAACGGUGCGGCCGAAUUGAGCCUCGAUGGAGACAAGCCGACCGAGGAUUAUGACGCUCAGCUGUCCGACAAUGAAGAUAAUAAGGACGAGCACCAGCAGCACGAGGAGAACAACAACAAGGCCAAGGAAAACGGACAGCACGAAGAGGCCGAAGAGGAGGUGAAGGCCAAGGAUGCCGAGGAGGAGGAGGAGGAGUUCAAGAUUCACAAGCCUGAACCCUCUCAGCCCAAGCCCGCCCCCACUUCCACAUCGUCCUCGCCCUCUACUUCGGGAACGCAGACCCCCACUCGCACGCCCACCAAGCCUGGUGCGCGCACGCCGACCUCGUCAGGCACCCGUACGCCGACGCGCACCCCUACGCGCACCCCUACCUCGUCGGGCACUCGCACGCCCACACGCACCCCCACCAAAUCGCCUGCUGCCCCCAGCCCUAGCCGGGACUUCUCGCCCACCCUCUCGCCGCAUGCAUCGAGCAUUCAGCGGUCGGGCAACGUCUUCGAUUCGCUCUACAACGAUGCCCUCCAAAGGCGCGAGAAGCUGAAGCAGAAGCAAGAGCAGCUGGACGCUGAGCGCCAGAAGCAGUUCACCAGCCCCACGGUGUCCAAGUAUGCCAACAAGACCCAGCGUAACCACAACGUCUUCGAGUCUCUCUACGGCGACGCUCUGCAGAGGAGGGAGAACAGGAAGAAGAAGCAGGAGGGAACCGAAGGCCAGUAA